This is a messenger RNA of Populus euphratica (Euphrates poplar), 769 nucleotides long. Its product is annotated as Glutaredoxin family protein. Gene Ontology annotation, molecular function: glutathione disulfide oxidoreductase activity. Gene Ontology annotation, biological process: cellular response to oxidative stress. Bases 197 to 601 code for a protein of 134 amino acids. The transcript has 4 exons. The record is from RefSeq and is a predicted model, not a curated record. Lineage: Eukaryota; Viridiplantae; Streptophyta; Magnoliopsida; Malpighiales; Salicaceae. Gene Ontology annotation, cellular component: cytoplasm.
GAAUGGAUUAAACCCAUUAAUCUAUCGGAUAUAUUGAAAAAUCGAUGAAAUCUGGGGGUUAAUUGAAACAAACAAAACUAUUUGGAUAAAACCGAGAUACCAGGGGAAAAUUAAACUAUACCCAUAAAAAACAUUACUUGCGUGCGAGGAAAAGCAGUUACCGAGCAAUUAUUUGUUGUUGCUAAAAGAAGCGAAGAUGAAGAGAAUCCAGUGUAGUAUAAUUCUUAAUCGGACAACGAUUGGGUUAUUUUUGUUGUUGGUCGCGUUAGCAAAUGAAUUGAAGGUAACCGAAGCAUCGAAUUCAGCUUCAGCUUUCGUUCAAAACGUUAUCUACUCCAACAAGAUCGUCAUCUUCUCCAAAUCUUACUGCCCGUAUUGUUUGCGUGCCAAGCGUGUGUUCAGUGAACUGUAUGAGAAACCUUUUGCCGUGGAGCUUGAUCUUCGAGAUGAUGGAGGUGAAAUUCAGGAUUAUCUGCUUGAUUUAGUUGGCAAGCGCACUGUCCCUCAAAUAUUUGUGAAUGGCAAGCAUAUUGGUGGAUCUGAUGAUCUCAGAGCUGCCGUCAAGAGUGGUCAACUGCAGAAACUUCUAGGCACGGAGUAGUGGAAAUGCUGGAAUCUGAUUAGGAGCUGCAUCUGGUAUUGAAGUCCAAUGGAGCUUGAAGUGUUUAUCAUAACUUGAUAAGGUUCUGUUUUUGUAGAGCCAUGUUAACAACACAUUGUGUUGAUAUAGGGUUGAUUUUGUCCUUUAUUUUGAAAUUGUGAGUUGAAG